CUCCUCCAUCCCCAUCAAUAGCUCUGAAAUACAUGGUGUAUUUUUCAACAGUUAAAUCUGUAACCCUUCCGAUCGAGAUCGAGUUAGAUCUCUCUCCUUUAAAACCUCGCCACCAAAUUCGAAAAAGACAAUAAUUGUUGCAUUUACAAGCCAUGUUUCCCUCACCCAACCCCAACUGCAACAACCCUUUUGAAUCCUUGCUCAAAAUAAGGCCAUCAUCUGAUCAAAAACACGAUGAACUCCUCUUCAACUUCCCCUCGCCCUUCCUCGACGAGCACGAGUCGCCCUUGAAUCAAAUCUUCCUCCUCUCCGCCGAUCAUGACAAGAGAAGCAAGUCGGAAAUGGAUCAUCGUGAGAUCCCCCCCAGCAGCGCCCCUGCUGCUCCGCAGAGGCGGCGGAGGGCCGGGAAGAAGGACCGGCACAGCAAGAUCUGCACGGCGCAGGGGAUCAGGGAUAGGAGAAUGCGACUGUCUCUGCAAGUUGCUCGGAAAUUCUUCGAUCUUCAAGAUAUGCUGGGCUACGACAAAGCCAGCAAAACCAUCGACUGGCUCUUCACUCAGUCCAACAAGGCCAUCAAGGAGCUCCACCGCUCGCCGCCGCCUCUCCCAAAUAACAGCGACGUCAAGAGCGAGUCCUUCCUCUCUGAAUGCGAAGAUCUCUCCGGAAUUGAGGAGAUCAACUCCAACGCUGCAAUUACUCCCAAUCCAACACAAAUGGCGGUGAAGCCCUCCAGCACCAAGGCGUCGAGGGAGAAGGCGAGGGCGAGGGCGAGGUGUCGAACGCGAGAGAAAAUGCUGGUGAAGCGCCUCCACAUCUCUGGGGACUCCUUCAAACCAAACCCUAAUCAUAUUGAAGCACCAGGAGGAGGAGAUCAACAACUAAUAAAUCCCUACGUCGACCAAAUUAGGGUUUCUCAAGAGUUAUCCGACGUCGGAAUGAUCUUGGGGAAUUCGAGCUCUGAGUAUCACUGCGAUCCAAGUUUGGUGGGAUAUUCAUAUUGGGAUGUGUUGAGCAAUGACAGAUCGAAUUGCUUUCAGUAUUCUCAGGUUUCUUUUGCAGGUAAUCUCAACUCAGUUUUCACGGCAGAAUUUCCAUAAAUAAAUAAGCAUAUGCUUUCUCUUUUUAGUUGGGGAGAUUAUUCUUCUACCUACUAGCUAGCUAGUAUUGCUCACCAUCUCCAUGUGUAUAUCAUUUCAACUAUGGAUUUUCGAGGACUUAAUAUCAAUAUAAUGCUUUGUUGUAUCAAUGGAGGAUUAUUAAUUCA
Messenger RNA from Salvia miltiorrhiza (redroot sage), 1264 nucleotides. RefSeq names its product transcription factor TCP12-like. NCBI's taxonomy places the organism in Eukaryota, Viridiplantae, Streptophyta, Magnoliopsida, Lamiales, Lamiaceae. Gene Ontology annotation, molecular function: sequence-specific DNA binding; DNA-binding transcription factor activity. The transcript has a single exon. The coding region runs from base 153 to 1097 and encodes 314 amino acids. The record is from RefSeq and is a predicted model, not a curated record. Gene Ontology annotation, cellular component: nucleus. Gene Ontology annotation, biological process: regulation of secondary shoot formation.